AUGGCUCGCAGCCCCUCGCGCUCGUCGCGCCGCUCCUCCAGCUCCGACUCGCGCCUCUCGCAAGCCUCGACCGCCGUCGACUCGGAUUCGGCCGCGUCCGACGAACCUCUUCGACGCUCCCGCUCCCGCGCCAGCUCGCGCAAAAGCCGCUCGCCGUCGCAGUCGCCACCGCCAUCACGGUCCGGGUCGAGCGACAGCCGCAGCGCCUCGCCGAGCCCUGCUCGGUCGCCUGUCCCGUCGGGCUCGUCCAGCGACGGCCGCACCAGGAGCAGGCGACGGUCGCGGUCGCGCGGCACCGGCAAGGGCAAGGAGCGUGACGGGCGCGGCAGGAGCUCGAAGUGGCGCGGCGGCUCGCCGUCGCCGCCGCCGACCGACAGCGAGGACCUCUCGGACGCCGAGAAGGGUCGCCGCGGCGGCUCGUCAUCCGGGUCGCGCCGCCCUUCACGCUCGAGGAGGAGCUCGGGGUCGACGAGCAGGAAGGAGCGCGAGGAGCGCGGGGAGCGCGAGGAGCGUGAGGAGCGCGAGGCGGCAAGGAAGAAGGAGCGGCGACGGCGGCGGGAUCGGAAGGAGCGCGAGAAGGGCAGGGCGGACGAAGCCGAGCGGAUCGCCAAGGCGCGACGCGAGAAGCGUCGCAGGGAAGAGCUGCACCGCAAGCGGCGGCACGCCGAGAAGGAGGCGGUCGAGGGCGACAAGGUGCGUUCCACCACGGGCACCACAAACACAAGCCACCAUGUCUACGUUCACGUCCACGAGCGCGAGCACGAGCACAAGCAUAAGCACGGCCACGAGCACGCUCGUCGACACCGCCACAAGCACGACUCGCACCACAAGCACCACCACCGGCACCGCCAUCACCCCGCCGACGAGGACCCGCCGCCGUCGAACCGCAACAGCUUGCUCAUCGCGAGCGUCAUCGUCGUCGUUGCGCUCCUAGGCGCCGGUGGAGCAGUGUACUGCAUCAAGCAGAAGUGACGAGGGUCGGCGCGAGCCUGUAGCGAACGUGCAACGCGCUCUCUCUU
Messenger RNA from Rhodotorula graminis WP1, 1019 nucleotides. RefSeq lists its product as uncharacterized. The record is from RefSeq and is a predicted model, not a curated record. The coding region runs from base 1 to 972 and encodes 323 amino acids. The transcript is spliced from 3 exons. Lineage: Eukaryota; Fungi; Basidiomycota; Microbotryomycetes; Sporidiobolales; Sporidiobolaceae.